AUGGACAACGAUGACCUCGUCCUUUCCACUCCAAGCAAUUUCCCAGCAUUUCCAUACGAUCCGCCGUAUUCGAUACAAAUAGACUUGAUGAGUCACAUCUAUACAUCAAUCGAGAAAAGGCAUGUUACCAUCGUGGAGAGUCCUACAGGCACCGGUAAGACGCUAAGUCUGCUGUGCUCGAGCCUAUCGUGGCUUGUGGACGAGAAAGACCGCGCGCGCAAAGGCCAGUUAUUGCAGCAGUCCCUCUCGAGUACCGCGCCAUCAUGGGUAGCAGCUCAGGCUCUCGAUAUUCGGAAGCGCGAGUUGGAGGCAGAGGAUAAGGAAUACGAGGAACGCCUCGCCAAAGCUCGGAAGACCGAGGCUCAUUUUCGUAUGCUGGCUCGGGCACGGGUUGCCAAAAAGCAAGUGCACCAUGUUGGCGAGGACGCAUAUCUUCCAGACGAUGACUGUGAAGAUAGCCAGAAUAACUUCUCCCCCGCUGUUCGCGCUCUGAUGGCAAAGUCAGGGAAUAACAAACGUGAUCCAGCCUCUCAAGGAGACGAGCCGUCCUGCACGAAAAUAUAUUAUGCUUCUCGCACACAUUCACAACUUUCACAGGUCCUGCCCGAAUUGACCAAGCUCAAGUUCAAACAUCUCGCUUUGGGCAGUACUGUUCCAGAUGAGAGCACAGUGGGAAACAUGUCUCGAGCUGAUCGCGAUCUUUGCCAAAAGAAACGGGCCCUCGAGGACGUAGAUAGUGAUAAGUGCGAAGCUGAUCUGCGUCGGUGGCGGACUGUAUCCCUUGGAUCUCGCAAACAGCUGUGUAUUAACGAGGACGCAAGGUCAAGGCCAGGAGAUAUAGACGAGAGAUGCCGGGAAUUACUGGAAGGGAAGCAAAAUAAACGGUGUCAAUAUUUGCCUCCGGUGGGUGAUGACAUCCGCAUGCUUGAUCUACGAGAUCAGAUUCUGGCGUCACCGAAAGACAUAGAAGACCUUGCCACUGCUGGAAAAAAUACACAGACUUGCCCUUAUUACGGAUCUAGACGAGCGAUACCUCAGGCAGAGCUUAUUACUCUGCCUUAUAACCUGUUGUUGCAGAAGACCGCCCGAGAAGCCCUGGGAAUCGACUUGACUAACCAGGUCGUUAUCAUUGAUGAGGCGCAUAACUUGAUACCAACUCUAUUAUCACUUUCAAGUGUCCGCCUCACAUCCAAUAUCCUAUCGACCUCAUUGAAACAGGUUUCAGUGUAUUACAAAAAAUUUCGCAACCGGCUGUCUGCAAUGCAUGCAUUGCAUCUGAAGAGGCUUCUUAAUUUCCUGGAUGCAUUCCAGAGAGUCGCAAUGGAUUGGAUAGCCCAGAAAUUGAGCGCCAAAUCCAAAAGCCAAGAUACUGAAGUUAUGACCGUGCAAGAUUUCAUCCACAGGCUCGGGAGAAAAGUCGAGGGUAUUAAUCUCCUUGAAAUUGAGUCGUAUCUUAAGCGCAGCAAAAUAGCACGGAAGAUAUCUCGUUAUGCUGUCGAUGUUUCUGAAGGGCGCGAUCAUAUCAUUGAGUUUGCAGGGGAAAAUUCUGGAAAUUCAUCGGGUGUGGCCACGCCGCCACUGCAUACGAUUGAAGCACUGAUGUUGGGACUGGCGGGCGCAAGUGAAGACGGGAGAUUAAUCUUCUCUGCUGUUGGAGAUGCUGUCGAGAUUAAAUACCAGCUACUGAAUCCAUCGGCGUUGUUCCGCGAUGUCGUGGAGGUGGCACGUUCAGUGGUGCUUGCUGGUGGGACCAUGUCGCCGAUGUCUGCUGUAGUGUCCGAGCUUUUCACAUAUUUGCCUCUAAACAGGCUGACGACUUUCUCUUGUGGUCAUAUUAUCCCGGCAUCCAACGUGCAGACAUUGUUGCUUACGAAAGGGCCUUCAGGCUUGGACCUAGAGUUCAAGUUCGCGCAACAGAGCAAUCGGCAGGUCGUGUCCGAGUUAGGUCAGAUCGUAUUGAAUUUCUGCAACGUCGUGCCUGGAGGAAUAGUUGUCUUCUUCCCUUCCUAUGCAUCACUGAAUUUUGCAAGAGAAGCUUGGAGCCAGAGUGGAUCAUUAGACAAAUUCAGCGUGAAGAAAAAAGUCUUCUUGGAACCACAGGAAAGUUCAGGAGUUGAAAUAAUCCUACGGGAGUAUGCUAUAGCUGCCAAAACACAUGUAAGUCUAAUGAGCUAUAAGAAGACUGGCGCAAUACUGUUUGCAGUUAUCGGUGCUAAGCUUUCAGAAGGGCUGAACUUUUCGGAUGAUCUCGCUCGUGCUGUUGUUGUAAUUGGGUUACCUUUUGCCAACAAAAAUUCUCCGGAGCUGCAGGAGCGGAUGCGGCACGCAAAUCAAAUAGAGUCACGAUCUGCUGUAAGGAGACAUGCUGGUGGUAAAGACGCAGCAGCAGAAAUGUAUGAGAACAUGUGCAUGAACGCAGUCAAUCAGAGUAUAGGCCGAGCCAUCCGACAUCGUGGUGAUUGGGCUUCUCUCGUACUUAUCGAUCGGCGGUUCACGUCACCUGCGAUUCGCGGGAAACUACCGCAAUGGCUAAGAGAUGAUGUGGCAGUCUGUGAGACCUUUGGCCAGGCGAUGAAGCACCUAGGGAACUUCUAUCGAGAGAAGAAACAACGUAUAGUAUGUUGA
Suillus subaureus is the source of this 2625-nucleotide messenger RNA. Its product is annotated as helicase C-terminal domain-containing protein. Gene Ontology annotation, biological process: establishment of sister chromatid cohesion; nucleobase-containing compound metabolic process. Gene Ontology annotation, cellular component: nucleus. The coding region runs from base 1 to 2625 and encodes 874 amino acids. Lineage: Eukaryota; Fungi; Basidiomycota; Agaricomycetes; Boletales; Suillaceae. The transcript has 16 exons. Gene Ontology annotation, molecular function: hydrolase activity, acting on acid anhydrides, in phosphorus-containing anhydrides; ATP binding; DNA helicase activity. The record is from RefSeq and is a predicted model, not a curated record.